Messenger RNA from Quercus lobata, 660 nucleotides. RefSeq lists its product as uncharacterized. Bases 1 to 660 code for a protein of 219 amino acids. Lineage: Eukaryota; Viridiplantae; Streptophyta; Magnoliopsida; Fagales; Fagaceae. The record is from RefSeq and is a predicted model, not a curated record. The transcript has 2 exons.
AUGGCUCAAGUACAUGUUGAUGAUAUAGUAUUUGGAGCUACCAUUGAUGCUUGGGCUAUAGAGUUCUCUGAGGAGAUGAAGAAAGAAUUUGAGAUGAAUAUGGUGGGGGAGCUUACAUUUUCCUUGGGCCUUCAAGUCAAACAAAAGAAAGAAGGCAUAUUCAUUUCACAAGAAAUAUAUGCUAGAAAUAUUGUCAAGAAGUUUGGAUUAGACUCCAAAAAGCAUGCCUCUACUCCCAUGAGUUCGUCUACAAAGUUGAAUGUUGAUUCUUCCGUGGUAGAAGUGAGUCCAACUAUGUAUAAGAGUAUCAUUGGAAGUUUACUCUAUCUUACAACUAGUAGAUCGGAUAUUGCAUUUAGCGUGGGUGUUUGUGCUAGAUAUCAAGCUACUCCAAAGGAAUCCCACCUGACUGUAGUGAAGCGAAUCAUACGAUAUAUCAAUGGAACUCCGGAUUAUGGGUUGUGGUAUUUAAAGGACUCUAAUGCUUACCUUGCCGGUUAUUCAGAUGCAGACUGGGUUGGAAGUGUGGAUGAUCGAAAGAGUACUUCAAGUGGUUGCUUCUACCUUGACAAUCAAAAGGUGGACAUCUUCACCAAGCCUCUCAAUGGUGCAUGGUUUAAAUCACUCCGUAAGACCAUUGGUGUUGGUACAAUUCCUUGA